Molecule: messenger RNA, 1182 nt
Organism: Penicillium oxalicum
Lineage: Eukaryota; Fungi; Ascomycota; Eurotiomycetes; Eurotiales; Aspergillaceae
Exons: 1
Coding region: 1-1182 (393 amino acids)
Source: RefSeq, a predicted model, not a curated record
AUGGCUCUGACCACAAGACAGACUACGAUAUUGCUGCUCGUGAACCUAUUGUACAAGAUUCAACCAAGCUAUGGCUGGCCAGCUGAGACUCCUAAUCUCUUCACUCGAGGGUCAGAAUCUUGUCCGGUCUCGUACAACACAUGUGGUAGUGGACUUCCAGACAACUUCUGCUGUCCCUCCACGUCCACCUGUAUCAGCCUGGACAACGCCAGCUCAGCCAUCUGCUGUCCAGCUGGAGCGAGCUGUGACUACAUUUCUCCAAUUGUCUGCGACAUCAAGGCACAAGACGCGAGUACUCAUCCCAAAAAUCCUAUCAAAACAACCAAUCUCACUGCCACUCUUUCCACAUGCGGCAAUGCCUGCUGUCCACUUGGAUACACAUGCCAGGCAGGCAACAUCUGCGCCUUGAACAAGGAUACCUCGCGCACCGCAACUUCCUCAAAUACGACCUCAUCCGCAAGUCCGUCAUCUGCUACAGAAAGUAGUUCAGUGACUAUCACGCCCGUCGUUGCCCCCGUUGCUUCGCCCACCUCGACGGGCACCAAUACAUCCACCGCUGUUGCAGCGCUCCCAACAACCUGCAACGCAUUUCCCACCAACGCCAUCAUCGCAGGAUUCUUCCCCGGCGCCCUCUUCGGUGCCAUCCUCUGCCUGCUCAUUACAGCCUGCCUUCGUCGCCGCGCCCAGAAGAAGGCUCUUCAAAAGUACGACCCCAAAUCAGGCCUACACUGGUCCAACCGCUCCUCCUCCGGCGCCGUCCUAGGAAUAUCCGGCCCCAUCCCCAACGAAGAAAACUCCUAUCGAACCGACUUCCUCCUGCGGUCCUCAGCCGGAGGACGCUCGUCCAUCAGCAGUCGGUCCAUGCUGCAACGGACCGGAUCUCGCGUCCGCAGCUUGUUUUCAGGUCAACCACGGCCCACGGAGAGAGACGUACCCCCCGUUCCGCAGCUGCAGGCGCAAGUCCCGGGGACUCCGCCGCCUCAGCGUCAGCCCAGCACGGAGAGUAUCAAGGUGUAUUCUCCGCCGGGAGCGUUCUCACAGUCGAGAAAGUUCUUGGGGCCAGAGCCGUAUCCGGGGAGUAUCUCGCGUCCGGAUACGACUUUUUCGGACCUCGUUCAGGCGGUUGGAUUCGGAAGUUCGAGGGAAAAUCUGACUCACAAGUUUACAGAAGUGAAAUUGUGA